Molecule: messenger RNA, 4465 nt
Organism: Lingula anatina
Lineage: Eukaryota; Metazoa; Brachiopoda; Lingulata; Lingulida; Lingulidae
Product: kinesin-like protein unc-104
Biological process (GO): microtubule-based movement
Molecular function (GO): microtubule binding; microtubule motor activity; ATP binding
Source: RefSeq, a predicted model, not a curated record
GACAGGUGCUCAGAGACGGCAGAGGAAGGUGGUGGACACAUCGUCCACCUAUGUCCGCGGGGAGGAGAAUCUCCAGGGUUGGAGACCACGCGGAGAUUCCCUCAUUCUGGAACACCAGUGGGAGCUAGAGAAACUGACCAGACUGGAGAUGGUUGAAAAGGCCCGCCACCUCCUGAUGCUCCGAGACAAGCUCUCAGAACAGACCAAAGGGAGCGAUCUCACCAAGAAAGACAAAGACGUCACCAACAUGACACAGAAAGCCAGUGGAGAGAAGGCGAGCACGGAGCAGAAUAAGACGGAGAAGGAGAUGGUAUCUGGAGAGCUGAGGAUUGACACCAGUAUGGAGGGUGAUCUCAGUGAGAAAGAAAUGGCUCUGGCAUCCAAGUGUGUCCGGUUUAUGACCCAGGGACGUCUGCCCUUGAACCCGCUGACCCCUAAGAACACCGAGCCCCCAGUGUGUGACCUGACCCCUACUGAUGGCAGUGAUGUCCAGUCCAGCUCAGAGUCUGAUCGGAUGACCAACAGUUUGGCCAGUAGUAAUGCCUCAGAACCACUCUUCAGGCCCAUGACACUGGACGUAGGGAAGUCCUCCUCCAGUUACUCAAUGUACUCCAUCGCCUCGGAGGCGUCAGAUCGGUCCCCAAUGAAAGGCGAAGAGCUCCUGAUCCCGGAGGUGGAGGAGAUUCGUGUCAGCCCAAUAGUGUCCAGGAAAGGCUACCUAAACUUCCUGGAGGAGAAGACCAGUGGUUGGAUCAAGAGAUUUGUGGCUGUACGUAGACCCUAUGUGUACAUCUAUAACAGUGAGAAAGACCCCGUGGAGCGUGGUCUCAUCAACCUGACCACAGCAGAGAUCACCUACAGUGAGGACCAGCAGGCCAUGCUGAAGACAUUGAACACUUUCUCAGUGAUGACCAAGCACCGUGGCUUCCUAAUCCAAAGUCUUGAUGACAAAGACUUCCAUGACUGGCUCUAUGCCAUAAACCCACUUCUAGCGGGACAGAUCAGAUCAAAACUUUCCAGGCGGAAACUAUCAGUUAGGACUUGAACUGAGAAGUGCCAUUUUCAGAAUUUUUCAUAAAAAACUGAUUCUCAAAACAACACAAGGGGAUACUCUAUUUUAAAGAAAAUAUCUCUAUAAGCACAUAUCAGCAGCUGAAAAUUCCCAUGUAGAUCAAGAAAAUUCCCAUCAAGACUUAAGAAAAUUCACCAUAGUCUCAACAUUUCAAGGUGCGAGUAAUAAGACAUUUGAUGAGGGCAACCUGCAGCCCCAUCUACAGUGAAGACGUGUGUAUAAAGGUUAUUUUCAAAAAUUAACAGGAUUUUCACAUCACUUUUAAAAGUGCAAAUGUACUUGAUCCACCCCAGCUAAAGGUGCACUUCAUGGUCUGUCUUGUGAAAGCUAUUGCAGCGCCAUCUUUCACGAUUGAUUGAGGUGCUUUCUUUGGGGCAGCAGCAGUGAUAAAGGCAUUUAAAGGAAGCAGGUUUUGUGGAUUCACAAUUUUUGUGACUAAAUAGUGAACAGAACACUGUUACCACCAGGUAUAUGUGCAUAUGAGGAUAUUGAAAUUUGAAUGGAAGGAUUUUCUUGGGACAGGACUAAGGAGAGCACCUGCAGCGCCAUCUAUACACUUGUGCCAGGAAAAACUGGCACCCUCUACACAUGGAACUUUUACAGCAGAUCUGGAUUCUGGUUGAAGGACAAUGCGUUCUUUGGUUUUGUAUAUGUAGAAGGUACAGGAAAUUUUGCAGCAAUUUUAGGAAAAGUUUCAUAGUAGAGCAACCUGCAUUUAUUCUUGAUAUAAUGGUAGGAUGUUACCAAGGAGAUCAAGGUACCGUAGAACUUCAGCUGGCAUAGACUACAAGAAACUGAACAAAAUAAAUGAUAAUUUACCCCUUUAUCUUUUACUAGAUUCUGGAUUACUUCAGUAAUGCAGCAACAAUGCAAAGAACUUGCAAAAAUGUCAACUUACAAUAUGACAUGCUUAACAUCACAAAAAAAGACAAAAUAAUUAUUAUUCUAUCAUAUGGUAUUAAUGUCUCAUUGGAGUUAUAUCAGUUGUCUUUUGACUGGUGUUACUAUACAUAAAGAGGAUAUUUGUGUAUAAUUAUCAUCAUAUAAAGCAUGUCAGUAUUUAUUGUGCUUCUGGAUGUUUGGGAGUUACACAUGACAUUUGUUUUGUCUGCCAUGUGUGAUAUGUGCCAUUGCCUGCCAUUGGCUUAUUUCUCUCCUUAUUUGGUUAGUUUGAAUUUUCAGCUGAUUGAUUAGUUUCAGAAAAUCUUAUUGGUCACAAUGGUCAGAUAGAACAUCCAAAUGGUUCAUUUCUUUCCAAUGCAUUAAUUUAUGUUUUAAAAUGGGGAGAUGUUUGGCUUUUACAGACAUUGGUGUCGUGGCACUUUAUGGCACGAUUGGUUGGCAGAAACAUAAUAGAAAAUAAGCAGGCAUGUGAUUGGACAAAAUCAUGAUUCUAUUUGAAAAAAAAAUUGAAAUGUCAUGUAAAAUUAUUCAACUAUGAUAGUGUGAGUGCAUAAAUAUAAGAGACAUUUUGAAAUAUUAUACCUCAGUUUCAAGGUACACAGCUUGUGUAUUUGCUAGCUAUUGAUGUGCAAAGUAUUUUGUGUGUGAUGUCACUUGCUCCACUGGUUGACUUUGAAGGCUCAGAUGCUCAGUUCAGACACUAAUUAUAGCUAAACAUGGCCAUUUGGAACUUUGGAUUUGUCUAACCCUUUCUCAGGCUUAUGACAUGCCCAAAUGCAACAGCAAAGAUAAUGAAGUUAUGAUCUUUCAAUAUGUUUCAUCAUGCAAACUUGCAAUUCAUCUGAAAAUAGAAUUUUGAAUAUACAAGAUAAAAAGAUGUUCACUGAUUAUUUUGACAAAGCAGUAGUGUGUGUGUGCUGUGCAUCCUGAUCCCAGUUUCAAAGUCUUAUCUGGAGGAGAAAGAAUCACAAUAACAUCAGUGCUAAAAAAGCUUAUUUUACUCAAAACAGUUGUAUAAAUGUAUAGUUUGAAGAAACCAGAUUUCUUGUAGUUUAUUGUGAUAUUUGUGUAUAGAUUUUUUGUUGUAUCACUUAUUAAUACUGUUGUAAUAAUGUACAUAUCAUAACCACAAUAACUGUUCUAGGUACAGUGAAAAAAAAUACUGAUAAUUAGCCAAGACUUAAUCAUUCUCUUUUGUCAGUAUAAAGAAUGGCGUUAGGUUUUUAAUUGAAAUAGUAGAGGAACUCUUCCUCUUAUGCCGUUUCAUGGACUCACCAGCUAUUGCAUAGAAUGCAUACCAUGUGUGGGAAGGACUAUGAAAACUUGGCCCAAUUACAAGUGAAAGAUUUCCAUACAAGAUCUAAAAAAUUGAUCAUUUGUUUUUAUGUUAAGGUUGAUGAUUUUCUCAUUCCAUUACCACAAUACAGUAUAGGAUGACUGCCCCAUAUUAUCUAUUCAACACAUGGUUAAGUUGAUAGUUGUACACAUACAGUGUCUAUUUGGUUUGAGAAACCAGCUGUCAAAAAUGACAUAGUAAUUAAAUGGUGUGUGUUGGUUAUAGUAUAUAGCUUUCACUGGCGCCGAGCAUGUGAAAGAAUAAUAGAAAACUGAACAAAAAUGAGCAGGCCUCAAAUUAAGCCAUAUUAUUAGUUAAACAAGCUAGUACAUUUUGUUAGUCUUUAGAUUUUAAUAGUUUUUCAUCAGAGGCAAAGUGCAAAUCAAGUUAUUGUACAUUAGAUUUAGAUGACAGUGCUGACGAAUAGUAUGAAUUGUGUCUUAGUACUGUCUGUGUUAUUUUAGUCUCUUACGCAAGUGGUAAGAUGCAUCUUAGUCUGUUUUAUAUUUUUAUUGGUGCUUACCUCUUUUCUCAACAAGCCUGAUGUAAAAAAUGUAUUUAGUUUUAUCAAUCUCUUUAAUAUUGUAAGUAUUUCAAAGCUUUCAUCUUUUGAGGUGGGUUAUAUGAUAAAGGUAAUUUUUUAUUCCAAAAAUGACAUCUCUUUUAUCAACAUUGUUUACAAAACUUUGGAUGGAUUUACCAAGAAAAUACUGAUUGAUAUUCACUGCAGGUUAUAGUGUGUCCUGGAUGAUUUAAGUCAUCAGAGAUUAAGGUUUCGGUUAUCAUUUAGGAAAUAUUUAAAAUGGGGUCGGGGGUUGGUGCGAUUUGAGCGGUUUCCAUUGAACAAUGAUGUAAAUUUCUUCUUACUUUAAUUCAAAAAUUGAAACAAGGAUUUGUAUUUUCAGAAGGCCUUAUUCUGUGAUGUGACAAUUCAUGAAGAAGGUUCUUAUUUUGACUUGACAGUUACUGGGUAUUUAUGUACGACAUUUUUGCUCAAAUCUUUUUAUUCGGUUACAUUUUUGCUGCAUAUUGCCAUUUUUACGUCUGCGGUGUCUAUGUAGAGAUAUUCCUAUCUGAGCUAUGUGCAAUGUUCUGUUCAAACGCCACAAUAAAGAGAUAGUAGUAUUCAUGUAACAGAAAACAUGACCCUCGUA